UGAGGAGGAGGGGCCUGGCGCAAAGGCGUGUGUGCGCGAUGCGUCAUUGGCAUCGCGCAGUUUGAUUCUCCUUUAAUCUGAGAAGGGCGUAGUGACUUUAACGUUACCGGGUUUUCGCACCGGCUCAAACGCUUUUAAGCGAGAGUUUAUACCCAUAAAACAUGAUCAGAAACGGAAACCAUGGAAACCAGGAGGACGACAGCGGAGCGUCGGGUUCCAGCAGCCAGGGGUCGUCAGCCCGCAGCCCGGAGAAGAGGAAGCGGGUGAUCCGGGUGUGGUGUGACGGCUGCUAUGACAUGGUGCAUUACGGUCACUCAAACCAACUGAGACAGGCCAAAGCGAUGGGAGAUUAUCUGGUAGUUGGAGUUCAUACAGAUGAGGAAGUAGCCAAACACAAGGGUCCUCCUGUCUUCACUCAAGCCGAGCGGUAUAAAAUGAUACGGGCCAUAAAGUGGGUGGAUGAGAUCGUGGAAGGUGCGCCAUACGUCACCACGCUUGAGACAUUAGACAAGUACAACUGUGAUUUCUGCGUGCACGGAGAUGACAUCACCUUGACCGUGGACGGGAAGGACACAUACGAAGAGGUGAAGAGAAUGGGCAGAUACAGAGAAUGUAAACGCACGCAGGGAGUAUCCACGACGGAUCUGGUCGGUCGUAUGCUCUUGUUGACUAAGGCUCAUCAUAGUAACAUUGAUAACACAGCGUACCAGCUCCACACGGAUAACUUUGGAAAGGGUCCUAAAGGUCACAGCCCCUGGACCGGCGUCUCUCAGUUCCUACAGACUUCUCAGAAAAUCAUCCAGUUUGCCUCGGGAAAAGAGCCGCAGCCUGGAGACACCAUCAUGUAUGUGGCAGGAGCCUUCGACCUCUUUCACAUCGGUCACGUGGAUUUCCUCGAGACCGUUCACAAACAGGCCGAGAAGCCCUACGUCAUCGUAGGGCUGCACUUUGAUCAGGAAGUGAACCGCUACAAGGGGAAGAACUAUCCCAUCAUGAAUAUUCACGAGAGAACUUUGAGCGUGCUCGCAUGCAGAUAUGUUUCGGAAGUGGUGAUCGGUGCCCCGUACGCAGUAGGCCAAGAUCUCCUGGCUCAUUUUAAGGUGGAUCUGGUGUGCCACGGCAAAACAGAAGUGUUUCCAGACACAGACGGCACAGAUCCUUACGCCGAGCCGAAGAAGAGAGGGAUUUUCCGCAUCUUGGACAGCAGCAACAGCCUGACCACCGAUGACAUCGUGCAGAGAAUCAUCAAGAACAGGUUGCAAUUCGAGGCCAGGAACCAGAAGAAGGAAGCUAAAGAGAUGGCUGUAAUCGAGGCUUUGAAGCAUAGAGAAGAUUCGCUGAAGACCGAAUCCGUUCUGGCGAAUAUUCAACUGUAAACUGUAAAUAGAUUGAAUUGUCUUAUAACCAAAUUUACCCCAGACUGCUGAAAACCACUGACCCGUUUCUCUUGGCCCACCCUAAAGCUCGAUUUAACAGCUCCAUUUACCGUACCAUGCCUAAACCAGUACCGCAUUUCAUAGAACAAGGCAGAAGACGACGGACUUGUGUUUUAAUCUUACAACAAAAGCACUUUACAGUGCGGUGAGAGUUUUUAUGGUACCUAGGUUGAAUAACGUUCGGCGAGUACUGUCUGUGAAGGUUGAAUUGUGUCAUUUCAACGUUUCGAUUUUUCCGAGAUCCACACAAAUAUCUGUAAAUGAAGGAAUGCUUUUAAAAGUGUUUUUAACUUUAGCAUGCAUACUUGAAACAGACGUAAAGCUUUUUGGGGGGAUAUUGUGCUGACAUUUUCCAUUGUUUCCUAGAAACAGAAUCUGUGUUUUCCUGGGGGUUGAUUCUUACAAGAAAUGUGGUAGCAGGUCACAUUUUAAUCCAAAAUGAAAAAAUAUUAAAAUAUUGCACCUUUGAUUUUAUGUGAGAAAAUAUAUGUAAUUUAUUAGUGUUUCCUAGUGAUUUUGGAGUGAGUUAUGACCUGACAGUUUUGUGAGAUUUAACCCAGGUAUUUUAUUUUCUAGAGGUGCUCUUGUAAAUUUACUCAUCCCAUUAAAACUGGGACCUCUCAGAACUGCAGUUAUACACUUUUACCAAACGUCGCUUCGUAUUUGGGUACAUGCCGGUCAUUUUACGUUUCUUUCUCUGCAUUUGGUGACUUUUAUCUGCCUGUUCUCGCCAUCAACUUCAUCCUCCCGAGCGAGUCGUAGAUACUUGUGACGUCAUCAAAAUCAUGCCCAAAGGAUUGUCUGACCUUUGACCACUGGUGAUUUUUAGACGUUGGGACGUACGACCGUCACACUUCCAUUUCAUUUUUAACAUGCAACAUAAAUAUUCUUUUCGACCCCCAGCUGUCCAUAAUCUGACUUUUAAAACUUGUUUUUAUCUUGUUUUAAUCAGUGUGACACAUGCUUUUUAUUCUUAUCAAAGCACCUUGCUAUAAUAGCGUGGUUUUGUUUUGUUUUAGAAUUCAUUGCAGUGAAGAAAACAUGUAACACUAAUUUAAUGUUGUAGAACUGUUGAGUGACCAAUUCUGAAUGUCCUUAGAUAAUAUAACUGAUCUCAUAAUCAGUUCAUCCAUGCUAUAAAUAAUUGCUUUGUUGCAAAGUAGAUUGCAAAUAUUGUUUUGCAAUAAAACAGAUUCAAAACUCAUUCUUUCUGGUUUGACU
Molecule: messenger RNA, 2657 nt
Organism: Triplophysa rosa
Lineage: Eukaryota; Metazoa; Chordata; Actinopteri; Cypriniformes; Nemacheilidae
Gene: pcyt2
Product: phosphate cytidylyltransferase 2, ethanolamine
Exons: 13
Coding region: 162-1376 (404 amino acids)
Biological process (GO): phosphatidylethanolamine biosynthetic process
Cellular component (GO): cytoplasm
Molecular function (GO): ethanolamine-phosphate cytidylyltransferase activity
Source: RefSeq, a predicted model, not a curated record